CCGGAACUUCCGGCCGGUCUGAGCGGAAGUAGGUACGUGGCCGCUUCAGCUGACAGUCUGCAUGAUGGCGACAGAGGUUCAGAGCGGCGACCUCGACACUGCUCCUUCCAGCCGGCUCGAGGUCUCCAUCGACGGCCUCACUCUCAGCCCGGACUCGGAGGGCGAGCAGGGCCAGGUGGAGGAGCCGGAGCCCGAACCCGCGGAUCCCGAGCCCGAGACGCCGGGAGCCGCUGGGAGCGAAGAUGGAGAAACUGGCAAAUCCGCGAUAGAGGGGAAAUGGGGCUUUCCUCUCCAAGAGCUCUACGGAAUGGCGCUGAAAUUCUUCAAAGAUAAAGAUGGCAAGGCUUUCCACCCAACCUACGAGGAGAAGCUUCGACUGGUGGCGCUCCACAAACAGGUGUUACUGGGCCCUUAUAAUCCUGACGCUUCGCCGGAGGUCGGCUUCUUUGAUGUCCUAGGCAAUGACCGCAG
Molecule: messenger RNA, 471 nt
Organism: Paralichthys olivaceus (Japanese flounder)
Lineage: Eukaryota; Metazoa; Chordata; Actinopteri; Pleuronectiformes; Paralichthyidae
Source: RefSeq, a predicted model, not a curated record